Molecule: messenger RNA, 1847 nt
Organism: Gamsiella multidivaricata
Lineage: Eukaryota; Fungi; Mortierellomycota; Mortierellomycetes; Mortierellales; Mortierellaceae
Product: LETM1-like protein-domain-containing protein
Exons: 4
Coding region: 137-1837 (566 amino acids)
Biological process (GO): intracellular monoatomic cation homeostasis
Cellular component (GO): mitochondrial inner membrane
Molecular function (GO): ribosome binding
Source: RefSeq, a predicted model, not a curated record
AACCCUCACCGCUCCUCGACCCCCAACGGCCUGCUCUAGCUCUACCCCAAGUGCACACCCUCCGUCCCUUCCCUUUAGCGCCUCUUACAUAAUCCUUCUGGGUCAAAUCUGGUGGAGAAGAGCCAACUCCUGGAAAAUGCGCCAUGCAACAUCUCCCUCUGUGAGCUUUACCGUCCAUGCAUCCUUCGAAAGAAAGCUUAUCUCGAAUAUGAAUGAUCCAAGCAGCGCUAGGGGAUUUUUCUACACCUCUGCUCUCCACAGGAACAUCGGAAUGCCCUACUAUUUUCAUUACAAAGUCUACGCAAUGCAAUCCCAUACUCACAAAGGACUCCAAAGGUCGGCCAUUCUACAUCCAGCCCGUGCACUCUUCCCUCGACGCGUCCUCUCGAGCCGCCCACCGUUACAUGCAGCAGAAGCACAACCAAUGGUCACAAAGUCGACCGCCUACAACAAAACAUUAGCCUCGAUAGGUGCGCAAAUCGCAAGGGUCGGUGCCACCAAGCACACCAACGGCGCUGGCGCUGGUGUGCAGUCCAGGCCAUCGAUUUGGGAGAGGGUCAAGGAAGAGUCCGGACACUAUUGGGAUGGAACAAAAUUGCUCGGGAAAGAAAUCAAGAUCUCUGCAAAACUCGCAAACCGCCUGCUGUAUGGCAACCAACUCACAAGGCGCGAGCAGCGUCAGUUGAAACGAACCACAGGUGAUCUCCUUCGCCUGAUUCCCUUCUCAGUCUUUAUCAUCGUCCCCUUCAUGGAAUUCCUCCUCCCCUUCGCUCUAAAGUUCUUCCCCAGCAUGCUACCCUCAAUCUUCGAGGACUCCCUCUCAAGAGAACAAAAGGAACGGAAACUCCUUAGCAUGCGACUCGAAAUGUCCAGGUUCCUACAGGAGACCCUCGGAGAAUCCGCCGUCCCUGCUGGCUCAGACCGUGCCGUGGCCCUGAAGGAAUUCGGAGACUUUUUCAGAAAGCUCCGCACGACAGGCGACCAAGCACCCACGGACGAGCUACUUCGUGUUGCCAGAUUGUUCACGAACGAGGUGACACUCGACAACCUCGCGAGACCUCAACUCGUCUCCAUAGCUCGGUACAUGAACCUGAAUACGUUCGGGACUGACAGUCUCUUGAGGUACCAGAUCCGUAACAGUAUGAACGCCAUCAAGAAGGACGAUCAGUUAGUCAUGUUAGAAGGCAUCGACUCUCUUACCCCCAACGAAUUGCUCGCAGUAUGUCAAUACCGCGCCAUCCACACCAAAGGCCUUUCCACACCCCGUCUCCGCAACGAACUCGCCCAAUGGCUCGACCUUCACCUCACCCACACCAUCCCCUCCUCGCUCCUAAUCCUCUCCCGCGCGUUCUCGUUCUCGGACUCGGACAUUGCAGGGACGCCCACGCUGCCGAUCGAGGCCCUCCAGGCCACCCUAUCCUCCUUGCCAGACACCCUUCUGGUCCAGACUGAAUUUUACGCCUCUGAACCCGAUGGUGCGGCUACUCCUAGUCAGAAGCUCGAGAUCCUGGAGCAGCAGGAAGAGUUGAUUGCGGAUGAAAAGACCCAGCAGGAAAGAGAAUUGAAUGUCAAAGAAAUGAUACUGGACAAUCAGAAAAUGAACGCGCAAGAAGAAAAAGAAGAAGAGAGAGGCGCUCGUUCGACAGCGCAGCGACUGUUGGAAUUGCAUGAAGCCCUGAGAAUCAUGCCUUCUCGAUCUGAAGUGAGGGAACAGUGUGAAUCACAAGGCCGAAACAAAGACGAUGUAGAGUUCAUAGAAUUGAGUGCCGACACCACCACCACCACCGCCACCACCACCACUACAGGAGCAGGUAGUCAACCACGAGUAUCACUGUAAAAAUAGCGGC